UUGUAACUCUCAUUAAAAAGAUAUAAGGGCUGCAUGGGUCUUUUCUAAAGAGGAGAUAAUUUGAGCUAAUAUUGAGGGGAGGGAAGUAGGGUUAUUUAGAUUUUUAGUAUUUACUAUUUUGUCUAGAUUAAUGAUUAGUGACCUUGGGGCUAUUGAUCUGAGGAAUUUCUUGCAGAUGCUUGAGAGCAUGGGUUUCUUUUCACUGAUUGCAGAUCAAGCCUGGUCAGCUCUUCUAUUCAGAUUGGACGGUCCCAUGCAUUGUGGCAAGUUUUCUCUAGCUCUUAUUUCCCCAUGGUGUAUGUUAACCUCUGCUAGAUGAAACCUUUGGCUAUUUAAGGCAUAUUUGUUGCUCCUUUAUCCCGUUGAAAAGUUUUGCAUUUGUGUUACCUGUUUAAAAGUAGGGGCAGAUCUGAUGGAUCUUGUACAAUGCAGUUCUUAUUCCGUUUCCUUCAGAAGUGGACACAGAGGGCCAUAUGUGGUUGCUGUAAAGAAGAGGAUGGUUAACAACCUGCUAUCAAAAGGAGAUGUGAGACAGGGUGUUGAGUCUGACCUGACAAUGCAGUUCUUAAACCAAAGGGCCAUUAUGCUUCUCCUCUCUGAGAAUCCUGACUUGCCUCAACAAUGGAGACAUGGCACAGUAGCCAGCUUGGAGACUUCUCAGCCAAUGCUCUGAGAUCAAGUCGAAGACCCAACAUACAGGGUUUUGAGCUCAUCUUCAUCAUUCAUAUGAGGAAAUCAGUGGUAAAAUCCUUGGAAAUACAAUGAGACUCAUCAGAAACAUUUACAUAUUUUGUAGUAUUGUUAUGACAGUAGAGGGCGAUGCUCCGGAGCUACCAGAAGAAAGGGAACUGAUGACCAACUGCUCCAACAUGUCUCUAAGAAAGGUUCCCGCAGACUUGACCCCAGCCACAACCACACUGGAUUUAUCCUAUAACCUCCUUUUUCAACUCCAGAGUUCAGAUUUUCAUUCUGUCUCCAAACUGAACGUUUUGAUUUUAUGCCAUAACAGAAUUCAACAGCUGGAUCUCAAAACCUUUGAAUUCAACAAGGAGUUAAGAUAUUUAGAUUUGUCUAAUAACAGACUGAAGAGUGUAACUUGGUAUUUACUGGCAGGUCUCAGGUAUUUAGAUCUUUCUUUUAAUGACUUUGACACCAUGCCUAUCUGUGAGGAAGCUGGCAACAUGUCACACCUGGAAAUCCUAGGUUUGAGUGGGGCAAAAAUACAAAAAUCAGAUUUCCAGAAAAUUGCUCAUCUGCAUCUAAAUACUGUCUUCUUAGGAUUCAGAACUCUUUCUCAUUAUGAAGAAGGUAGCCUGCCCAUCUUAAACACAACAAAACUGCACAUAGUUUUACCAAUGGACACAAAUUUCUGGGUUCUUUUGCGUGAUGGAAUCAAGACUUCAAAAAUAUUAGAAAUGACAAAUAUAGAUGGCAAAAACCAAUUUAUAAGUUAUGAAAUGCAACGAAAUCUUAGUUUAGAAAAUGCUAAGACAACGGUUCUGUUACUUAAUAAGGUUGAUUUACUCUGGGACGACCUUUUCCUUAUCUUACAACUUGUUUGGCAUACAUCAGUGGAACACUUUCAGAUCCGAAAUGUGACUUUUGGUGGUAAGGCUUAUCUUGACCACAAUUCAUUUGACUACUCAAAUACUGUAAUAAGAACUAUAAAAUUGGAGCAUGUACAUUUCAGAAUGUUUUACAUUCAACAAGAUAAAAUCUAUUUGCUGUUGACAAAGAUGGACAUAGAAAACCUGACAAUAUCAAAUGCACAAAUGCCACACAUGCUUUUCCCCAAUUAUCCUACGAAAUUCCGAUAUUUAAAUUUUGCCAAUAAUAUCUUAACAGAUGAGUUGUUUAAAAGAACUAUCCAACUGCCUCACUUGAAAACUCUCGUUUUGAAUGGCAAUAAACUGGAGACACUUUCUUUAGUGAGUUGCUUUGCUAACAACACACCCUUGGAACACUUGGAUCUGAGUCAAAAUCUAUUACAACAUAAAAAUGAUGAAAAUUGCUCAUGGCCAGGAACUGUGGUCAACAUGAAUCUGUCAUACAAUAAAUUGUCUGAUUCUGUCUUCAGGUGCUUGCCCAAAAGUAUUCAAAUACUUGACCUAAAUAAUAACCAAAUCCAAACUGUACCUAAAGAGACUAUUCAUUUGAUGGCCUUACGAGAGCUAAAUAUUGCAUUUAAUUUUCUAACUGAUCUCCCUGGGUGCAGUCAUUUCAGUAGACUUUCAAUUCUGAACAUUGAAAUGAACUUAAUUCUCAGCCCAUCUCUGGAUUUUGUUCAGAGCUGCCAGGAAGUUAAGACUCUAAAGGCAGGAAGAAAUCCAUUCCGGUGUACCUGUGAAAUAAAAAGUUUCAUUCAGCUUGAAACAUAUUCAGAGGUCAUGAUGGUUGGAUGGUCAGAUUCAUACACCUGUGAAUACCCUUUAAACCUAAGGGGAACUCAGUUAAAAGACAUUCAUCUCCCCGAAUUAUCUUGCAACACAGCUCUGUUGAUUGUCACCAUUGUGGUUACCAUGCUAGUUCCGGGGUUGGCUGUGGCGUUCUGCUGUCUCCACUUUGAUCUGCCCUGGUAUCUCAGGAUGCUAGGUCAAUGCACACAAACAUGGCACAGGGUUAGGAAAACAACCCAAGAACAACUCAAGAGAAAUGUCCGAUUCCACGCAUUUAUUUCAUACAGUGAACAUGAUUCUCUGUGGGUGAAGAAUGAAUUGAUCCCCAAUCUAGAGAAAGAAGAUGGUUCUAUCUUGAUUUGCCUUUAUGAAAGGUACUUUGACCCUGGCAAGAGCAUUAGUGAAAAUAUUGUAAGCUUCAUUGAGAAAAGCUAUAAGUCCAUCUUUGUUUUGUCUCCCAACUUUGUCCAGAACGAGUGGUGCCAUUAUGAAUUCUACUUUGCCCACCACAAUCUCUUUUAUGAAAAUUCUGAUCAUAUAAUUCUUAUCAUACUGGAACCCAUUCCAUUCUACUGCAUUCCCACCAGGUAUCAUAAACUGAAAUCUCUCCUGGAAAAAAAAGCAUACUUGGAAUGGCCCAAGGAUAGGCGUAAAUGUGGGCUUUUCUGGGCAAACCUUCGAGCUGCUAUUAAUGUUAAUGUAUCAGCCACCAGAGAAAUGUAUGAACUGCAGACAUUCACAGAGUUAAAUGAAGAGUCUCGAGGUUCUACAAUAUCUCUGAUGAGAACAGACUGCCUAUAAAAUCCCACAGCGCUUGGGAAGUUGGAGACCACAUACACUGUUGGGAUGUACAUUGCUACAACCUUUAUGAUGGCAAUUUGACAAUAUUUAUUAAAAUAAAAAAUGGUUAUUCCCUUCAUAUCAGUUUCUGGAAGGAUUUCUAAGAAUGUAUCCUAUAGAAACACCUUCACAAGUUUAUAAGGGCUUAUGAAAAAAGGUGUUCAUCCCAGGAUUGUUUAUAAUCAUGAAAAAUGUGGCCACGUGCAGUGGCUCACGCCUGUAAUCCCAGGACUUUGGGAGGCCAAGGCGGGUGGACCACGAGGUCAAGAGAUGGAGACCAUCCUGGCCAACAUGAUUAAACCCUGUCUCUAUUAAAAAUACAAAAAUUAGCUGGGCGUUGUGGUGCAUGCCUGUAGUCCCAGCUACUUGGGAGGCUGAGGCAGGAGAAUUGCUUGAACCCGGGAGGUGGUGGUUGCAGUGAGCCGAGAUCGAGCCACUACACUCUAGCCUGGUGACAGAGCGAGACUCCAUCUCAAAAAAAAAAAAAGAAAAAAGAAAAAAACAAGAAAGAAAAAUGGAAAACAUCCUCAUGGCCACAAAAUAAAGUAUAAUUCAAUAAAUUAUAGUACAUUAAUGUAAUAUAAUAUUACAUGCCACUAAAAGGAAUGAGGUAGCUGUAUAUUUACUGGUAUGGAAAAAACAUAUUAAUAUGUUAUAAACUAUUAGGUUGAUGCAAAACUAAUUGUGGUUUUUGCCAUUGAAAUGGCAUUGAAAUAAAAGUGUAAAGAAAUCUACACCAGAUGUAGUAACAGUGGUUUGGGUCUGGGAGGUUGGAUUACAGGGAGCAUUUGAUUUCUAUGUUGUAUAUUUCUAUAAUGUUUGAAUUGUUUAGAAUGAAUCUGUAUUUCUUUUAUAAGCAGAAAAAAACAAUAAAGAUGGUUUUUAAAGCCUACA
Messenger RNA from Symphalangus syndactylus (siamang), 4130 nucleotides. RefSeq names its product toll like receptor 10 (gene TLR10). Gene Ontology annotation, cellular component: plasma membrane. Gene Ontology annotation, biological process: inflammatory response; toll-like receptor signaling pathway; immune response. The record is from RefSeq and is a predicted model, not a curated record. Lineage: Eukaryota; Metazoa; Chordata; Mammalia; Primates; Hylobatidae. Gene Ontology annotation, molecular function: transmembrane signaling receptor activity; Toll-like receptor 2 binding; lipopeptide binding.